Messenger RNA from Cetraspora pellucida, 172 nucleotides. The record is from the annotation of a GenBank genome assembly. NCBI's taxonomy places the organism in Eukaryota, Fungi, Glomeromycota, Glomeromycetes, Diversisporales, Gigasporaceae.
CACAUAUGUAAGAUGGUUUUUUGCUAGUGAACAUCAGCAUAUGAUGAAGGAUUAUGAAGAAAUUCUCAAAGUUUUCAAGUUAACUGAAGAUGCCAAUGAGUUCAUUGUAAAAGUAGAAAGAAUGGUAGAGGAAAACAAUGUUAAUAAAGCAUACAAAUAUUGUUUUAGUUAG